Clarias gariepinus (North African catfish) is the source of this 4952-nucleotide messenger RNA. It is a transcript of the gene astn1, whose product is annotated as astrotactin 1. The coding region runs from base 170 to 4108 and encodes 1312 amino acids. The record is from RefSeq and is a predicted model, not a curated record. Gene Ontology annotation, biological process: neuron migration; neuron cell-cell adhesion. The transcript is spliced from 23 exons. Gene Ontology annotation, molecular function: protein binding. Lineage: Eukaryota; Metazoa; Chordata; Actinopteri; Siluriformes; Clariidae.
UGUCUGUCUCCGAGUUUAAUCUCGACUACGACUGAAGACCUCGUUCAGAUCCGUGUUUAAUUUAAUCUCGGUUCGGAGUGGAGUGCGGAAGCCCAGCGCGCGCGCUCUCUCUCUCUCUCGCGCUCUCUCUCUCUCUCGCGCGCGCGCUCUCUCGCUUUCUCCUCCCGUGAUGGUAAAAAUGGCUCCGCGCUCGCGUGCUCUCGCCGCCGUCCUCUUCCUCUCGGCUCUUUGCUCGCCUUCGCGCGCGCUGAACGCCGACGACGACCCGUCGCAGGACGCCGAGUGCAAGACGAAAAGCGUGACGGUGUCGGCGCUGCCGUUCCUCCGCGAGAACGACCUGAGCAUCAUGCACAGCCCGUCGGCCUCCGAGCCCAAGCUGCUGUUCUCCGUGCGCAACGACUUCCCCGGAGACGUCGCCGUAGUGGACGACCUGGAAAACACCGAGCUGCCCUUCUUUGUUCUCGAGAUUUCGGGGAGCUCGGAAGACAUAGCCUUAGUGCGCUGGAGACAGCAAUGGCUGGAGAACGGGACGCUGCUUUUCCACAUCCACCAUCAGGAUGGCAAUCAGAAUGCUGCAGGUGUGGACACUACCGAAGACCCGGCUAGUGACCCUGCAGCAGAGGAGGAGCUGCGCAUUCUGCACAUCUCUGUAAUGGGUGGGAUGAUUGCUCUGCUGCUUUCCAUCUUGUGCCUGGUGCUGAUCCUGUACACACGGAAGCGCUGGUGUAAGAGGCGCCGGGUGCCACAGCCUCAGAAAAGCGCGAGCGCUGAGGCAGCUAACGAGAUUCACUACAUCCCAUCUGUGCUGCUGGGCGGGCAGGCACGUGAGAGCUUAAGGAACUCCCGGUGCCAGGGUGCCAAUGCCAGUGGCACUCUCAGUAUCCGUGAGACACCCAUCCUCGAUGGCUACGAGUACGACAUUGGUGAACUGCGCCAGCACCUGCAGCGUGAGUGCAUGAACGGUGGUGAGGACUUCGCCAGCCAGGUGACACGCACACUCGAUUCUCUUCACGGCUGUAAUGACAAGGGCAGCGUGGAUCUCACCCCUGGGAAUGACAAUACAAAACUGUCCCUGAUGAGCAAGUACAAGGAUAACAUCAUAGCCACCAGUACCGUUGACAGCAAUCACCAGCAAAACACGCUCCUCCCACACAACACCUCCACCAACCAGCGCAUGCGUCUGUCCAGCAACACGCGCGCGGGUUCAGCUUUCCUGAACCCGGAUGGGGAUUCUGGGCCUGAGACAGAUGGCGAGCCGCAGCUCACCUUCUACACUGACCCCAACCGCAGCCGUCGUCGCAGCCGAGGUAUGCGAAACGGUAACGCCAACCCAGCGUGGGGCUCCGGGGGCUCCCCACGCAGUCCCAUCAAUAAGACCACCCUAACUUUGAUCAGCGUGACGAGUUGUGUGAUCGGCCUGGUGUACUCCUCUCACCUGUCGUGCGGCCUGAAUGUGCGUGUGGUCCUCCAUGUACCUGAGCACCUGAUCGCUGAUGGUUCCAGGUUUGUCCUGUUACAGGGUAGUCAGCUGGAUGCCUCCGACUGGCUGAACCCUGCUCAGGUGCUACUCUACUAUCAGCAGAAUGCCAGUGGGCCAUGGCUUAGUGAGCUAUGUGGUCGUCGUCUUGUCGACCCCUGCGAACACCAGUGUGAUCCUGAUUCAGGUGAAUGCCAGUGUUUUGACGGGUAUAUGAAAGACCCUGUUCACAAGCAUCUCUGCAUUCGCAAUGAAUGGGGACCGAAUCAAGGUCCGUGGCCUUACACCAUUUUCCAGCGCGGUUUUGACUUGGUAAUGGGGGAGCAGCCAUCUGAUCGCAUCUUCAGGUUCACAUACACACUGGGAGAAGGAAUGUGGCUGCCUCUAAGCAAAAGCUUUGUCAUUCCACCAGCUGAGCUGGCCAUCAACCCCUCUGCCAAGUGUAAGACCGAUAUGACUGUCAUGGAGGACGCUGUAGAUGUAAGGGAGGAGUUGAUGAUCUCCUCAUCCUUCGACAGUCUGGAAGUGCUUCUGGACUCUUUUGGCCCAGUGCGAGAUUGCUCAAAGGACAACGGCGGCUGCAGUCGCAACUUCCGCUGCAUAUCCGACAGAAAGUUGGACUCCAGCGGUUGUGUGUGCCCACCUGGUCUGAGCCCAAUGAAGGAUGGCACCGGUUGCUAUGACCACCACAUUGGCAUCGACUGCUCUGAUGGAUUUAAUGGUGGCUGUGAGCAGUUAUGUCUUCAGCAGUUAGCACCCCUAGAGGAAGACCCCACGCUCUACAACAUCCAGAUGUUCUGCGGCUGCAUUGAGGAUUAUAAGCGCGGGGCGGAUGGCCGCACAUGUCUGCCUCUGUCUGAAUCCUGCACUGAGGGAGUAAACUGUGGCGAGACAGCCGGCAUCCCAGCCAAUCAAACCACCUUUGGAGACGUCUUCUACGGCUAUGACAACCGCACCAAGGAGAUCACUACAGGCCAGAUCCUUAAGGCUACCUUCAGACAGAAGAACUUUGCCCGUGGCAUUGAACAGCAGCUUCCGGAUGGCAUGGUGGUGGCAUCGGUUCCAAAUGAGGCACAGUGCCGUGAGGAGCUCUCUGAUCCAGUUCCUGAUCCUGAGUAUCUCACUGGCAUGGUGAACUACAGCGAAGUUAGUGGAUAUCCUCUACUGCAGCACUGGAAGCUUCGUUCCAUUUUGUAUCAUGUCAGGCUUAACCAGUGGACCCUCUCUCAAGCUUUCAGUUCCGCCAUCCAUUCUUUGGACGGUGCCACGCUACGCAGUGAUUUUGUGUCCAUUCUGAAGGAGUUUGGGAAUCAUUUUGUCCAGGAGGCGGUGUACGGCUUCGAGGAGUCCUGCACCAUCUGGUACCCCAAUAAGCAGGUGCAGCGCCAGCUGUGGCUCGAGUAUCAGGAUAUCAGCAAAGGUAACUCUCCAUCUGAUGAAUCAGAAGAGCGGGAUAAAGAGACACGAGUUAUCACUUAUCCAGCCUAUAUAGCCAGCCUACUGGACUUGGGGGCCAAGCGUCUGACAGCAGGUGUGCGUAUGGACUGCAGCAGCCAGGGCCAGUGCCCACCCUCCUGCCACCUGUGCCACAUGAGUCCUGGGACCCAGAGGCCUUCAGAGCCUGUGCUACUCCAAGUCACAAAGGCAGCACCAAUCUAUGAGCUUGUUAACAACAACGAAACCUACCAGGCACUGCAGGAAGCUAUGAUGAGCAUGUUGUGGUGCUCAGGGAAAGGCGACGUCAUCGAUGACUGGUGUCGUUGUGAUUCCAGUGCUUUUGGUGCUGAUGGACUACCAACGUGUGCCCCACUUUCUCAGCCCAUGCUCAAGCUGUCCCGCUUAUAUGAGCCCAGCAGCUCCUUGGUUAUUUUGGAAUGGAAUCAUGCUGAACCACCAAUUGGUGUGCGCAUUGUAGACUAUCUCAUCAGCCAGGAGAAAAUCACUGAGAGGACCGACCACACAAAAGUCGAAACAGAGACUAUGCUGAGCUUUGUGGAUGACAUUCUGUCUGGGGCCAAAUCUCCGUGCGUGAUGCUGGGUGAAAUCCCAGAUCCACUCACUUCCAUCUCUAUGAUCAUACGCUGCCUGGAGCCUGACACCACCUACAUGUUCAGACUUUGGGCCGUGGACAACACAGGCAGGCGCUCCAGCCCCAGUGAGGUCACCAUCAAAACUCCCUGCCCCGCAGUGGACGAUGUGAAAGCACAAGAAAUAGCAGACAAAAUUUACAACCUGUUCAAUGGCUACACAAGUGGGAAGGAGCAGCAGACAGCCUACAACAUGUUGAUGGAUUUGGGCUCACCCACGCUGCACCGUGUCCUCUAUCACUACAACCAGCGCUAUGAAAGCUUUGGGGAGUUCACCUGGCGCUGUGAGGAUGAGCUCGGGCCCAGGAAAGCAGGCCUGAUUCUGUCGCAGCUCGAUGACCUCAGCGGCUGGUGUCGAGGGCUUCUUCAAGAGCCCAAGAUUGGCCUACGCCGAGCAUCCCUCAAAUUCCUGGCUUGCCGUUACACAGACACCAAGGCCUUCAGCCUCAGCUGGAUGGAGCUUGGCCAGGCGCUGCACAAAUCCUGUGAUGAACAAACGCUGCCUGUGAUGUACAAUGACUAUGGAGAACCUAAAGAAAUCUGAACGCCAUCCAGGAUAAUGAAGUGAAUGCCCAUGUAGCCCACAGCAGGAACAACCACAGUCUGCUUCAUUAAGGCUCCCCAUAAGGACACGGCUUUCUAAACCUGUUCAGCAAAUAUUCCAGUUACAUUUACCAGUUUGUUAGUCACUGCUUGAGCAAAUCCUCAGAAAUUAAGUUCAAACCAGUGUCAUGACUAAUUUCAUUCCUUAUUCAUAAAAAAAAAAAAGAAUCCACAGUUUGGUGGUACUCAGCCAUUUUGUAGUUGUUACCCAAAUUCUUAGUUGCAUUCCUUGGAUAGGGACUUGUAGUGCAGUAUUACCCUGAGUCUACCGUAAACUAUACUGCUAUACCACUAUACAAUCAAUACACCCAAGGUACCACAAGUUUCUUUUUAUUUUGUAUAUUAAUCUGGGUUAUAUACAAACACUAAAGCCAGCUGGUUCUUUCUGAUGUUUUUGUGAUUUUAGGAUGCUAAGUAAUUUGUAACAUUUAAAUUGUUUCUUUAAUUUGCUGGCUAAAUUGAGUUCGCUGUCUUUUUUUAGUUGUGUACAGUACAGUGCUCGCUAUACGGCUGUCUACAUAGUGAACCCUGACUGAGUGAAGGACGUAGAUUUCAGAUGUAGUGCUCAAAACGUCUUUUGUGGUGUUGUACUGGACCUACAAGGCAAAUGUAUUCAACUGGAAGUAAAUGAAAUUAAAUAACAGCGAAUGAACUCAAUGUCUGAGCCCAUAAAAAAUCAAAUGUAGAGUAUAUACAGUACACACAAACACACACACACACGGUGUAUAACUAAAGUACUUCAAAUAUCAUUAAAGAAUUUUUUAAAGAAUUAUUACAGUACAUGU